Drosophila arizonae is the source of this 1784-nucleotide messenger RNA. It is a transcript of the gene Cpr92F, whose product is annotated as cuticular protein 92F. Gene Ontology annotation, cellular component: chitin-based extracellular matrix. Gene Ontology annotation, molecular function: structural constituent of chitin-based larval cuticle. The record is from RefSeq and is a predicted model, not a curated record. Lineage: Eukaryota; Metazoa; Arthropoda; Insecta; Diptera; Drosophilidae.
UGUGUGUUACUUCCCAGCUAACCCUACUCCUGUGAACGGCCAACCACCGUUUCUUUUUAACCCAACUCAACUUGUGAUUUACGCUUUGUAAACAAAAAUGAAGCCAUUUUUGAUUGCCGCCGUGCUGCUCAUCUCGACAGUGUCCGCCUCCUGGCAUGGUGCUGUCUCCACACAGUACCAGCAUCUGGACCCUCAUAGCCAUACCUAUUCAUACGGCUACGCAGAUCCAAACUCACAGAAGCACGAGACCCGCGCUCAUGAUGGCACCACGCGCGGCUCCUAUUCCUAUGUCGAUGGACACGGACAUUUGCAGUCUGUAUCGUAUACUGCGGAUCCACAUCAUGGCUUCAAUGCUGUUGGCACCAAUCUGCCACAAGCGCCAGCUGUGCCCCAUGUAGCUCCCGUCUAUGCCGCUGCCCAUUCCGCUUACGUGCCAUACGCUCAGCAUCCGCAUGGCAUCCACAUCCCGGUGCUCACCCAUGGCGGCGUCCCCGUUGACACACCGGAAGUUCAGCACGCCAAGGCUGCCCAUGCUGCUGCUCAUGCCGCUGCCGCGCACAAUGCUGGCCAUCAUCUGUACAAGCGUUCGAUCUAUGGCGGUGGCUGGGCCUAUGGUGCUGCUCCUGCUCACGUGCCCCUCACCCAUGGAGGCGUGCCAAUCGAUACACCCGACGUGCAGGCUGCUAAGGCUGAACACUAUGCUGCCCAUGCCAAGGCUCUGGGUCAGGUGGCUCAUGCCCAUGGUACUCCCGUCGAGACUCCCGAGGUUCAACACGCCAAGGCCGCCCACUUCGCUGCCCACGCUGCCGCUCGUUCCGGUCAUGCCAUCGCUCCCAUUGCCCACGGUGGCUACCAUGUGCCUGUGAUCCACAACGGAGUGCCCGUCGAUACACCCGAAGUGCAGCACGCCAAGGCCGCCCACUUCGCCGCUCUCUCCCAGGCCUCCGCGGCCAGCAGCUCUCACAGCUCCUGGGACGAUGGUCGCUAUGACGGCCGCUGGGAUGCCAGCCACGAUAGUCACGCCCAGAGUUACUCCUCCGGCUAUGCGCAUAAGGGUCCCAUCCACAUCCCGGUCAUCCACAAUGGUGUGCCCGUUGAGCCCGCCGAGGUGCAGCAUGCCCGUGCCGCGCAUCUGAGCGCCUUGGCAGCGGCCAGUCACGGUGCUGCCUCCCACGGUGGCUACUACGGUGGCUCUGCGCACGAGGAUGAUGGCCAGUACCGUGAGCAGUACAACCACUACUAAGUCGAGGAUCUGCCAGAGUCUGCCAUUCACCACAACGAUAACGACGAGCUCUUCUAUAUAAUCUGCCCGACUCUCUAACGACUACCGAAGGCAGCUGUCUCUUUCACGCCACCUGUCUAACUAUCUGCAACUACAUAUCUACAUCCCUGUCAUACACACACGCACUCGAUCGGAAAAGGACUACACAUGGGAGAUCUGAGCUGCUGUCUCACUUGCCCGCCAACUCUCCGGAUCGCUUCGAGUAGUGCACCUCGUCCUUUUCAACUCUUGAACUCUCAAUGAUUAUUUUCAGCUCUUAUACUCUACUUAUACUGUUCUUAUACUGUAUAACUCUUUCUGUCUUCGACCGACAUCAGCUUGAUGCUCAAACUCUUCUGAUUUCCUUUGUCUAUAACUCUUCGAUUUAACUUUGCUUUGAGCAACUCUGAACCAGAAUGUUGUAAAUAAUUGUUGUAACUUUCAAUGAAUCUUGUACGAGUUAUGUAUCUAUAUAUUAUAUGAAACUGCAAACAGACAAAUAAACUGCAAAAAUGUAUUUGAA